UUGUUUUUGAACUUUUCAUUCAGUUUUAAGAGAAAUUUUUCGUUUGUAUAUUUAUACUUCAUCACGUCCCUAACGAAAAGUAAAUAGAAGUUUUUGAAAAACCUAGGCAUACUCGGAAAAAUCUUUCGAUAAUGAUUUUGUAGCUUUAGGAGUUGUCUACAGAAUGUACUAUUUAGUUUUGAAAAAUGUCGAAUCAAUUCGGAGCUUUUUUAAAUCAAACUACACGAAGUGAAAGUUGAUGUCCUUUUUUGACUCACGUCCUUAACGCUAAUUUUUAGUGAUAACACCUCUGAAUAAGGAUGUCUAAGGCUGAUUUUUUCAGGGUAUCUAGAGUAACCCAACAUACAUAUAACGUAUAAAAAAAUGGCUUUAGGAAACUUCAUCAUCCGAAGAUAUACGGGUUGCGAUUUUGCGAAGUCACCUCCCUAAUAAGUGAAAUUGCCCAUGUAUAAAUGAAAGAGAAUCACUUUGAAUACGGCUGUUAUUAAGUAAGUAUGCUGGUAGCUUUAUUAAUGAACAGUUUCCACGAGCACUAGGUAAAUUUGGAAUUGAUCAACCACCUAUCUUUCAAAAUUUUGAUCUGUGUAUAAAAAAAUAAUGGAUUUCCUACUCAAAGAAAAAAACAUCAAUAAAUUAUGGCAAAGUAAUUGUCGUUUAUUUUAUUUAUUGCUCAAGCAGGAGAACUUUUCUGUCCGAUCUGAUUUGUUAUGACAGAAGUAUUUCGCAGAUUCAUCGAUCAAUGAAAUUACAUCAACGUUGCGUGCACCAAAUGCCCACAAUUUACAAAGAAGAUUAAUACAUAUUUGAUGUUAUAUUACCAAAUUUAUAAUUAGAUUGUUUUUUUCAUGUUUCAUAUUAUUGUAUCUAAUAAUCUUUUAUAAACUUUUAUUGAUCUCUACUUGAUAUGUGACUAAUUCUGUUAUAUCUUGAUUAUAUUUCAUGUUUAUAACGAUUGUGCUACACAUUCCUUUUAUCACUUUUAUUUUUAUUUUUAUUUUUUUGAAUUUAAAUUUGAUUAUUUUUUUGUUCUUGUGUGCUUAUUGUAUUGGAGGUAGCUCAUGAAUAUUUGAUUACGUUAACAUGUUUUUCUCUUCCUCGGCCUUGUCCAUGAGAUAGUGGAUAACAAAAAAACAGAUAUGCUUGUUGAUUUCUAUAGUAUAAUGAAGCAUUUCACAGCUGAAUAAAUCUGUCAGUUGCUUAUUUGUUGAUCAAUGAGGCUAUUUAGUUAUUGACAAUUAGAUGAGAAUAGAAUGAAAAAGAGAAAAAGUUUGUCCGAAUGCAUUUAGGGUGCAAGGUCUCACAAGCGCGACAACACACUAUUGUCAAAAUAUAAAUAGGAUUUUUCUUUGUAUUGGUGGCCAUGUACAGGCCUGCCUACGAGAAAAAUACGAAUGGGACUCUCUUCUUCUAUGAGAAAAAAAAGAGUCUCCCUCUCUCUCUCUAAAAAAAAUAACGAAUCUCUCUCCUUUUACGUGCAAAAUAAAAAGUUUCUCUCUCGGAGAAAAUAUGAAAUCUGACUCUCUCUAUCAAUAAAAAAUUUUUCUCGUAGAUUGUUCUUCGCUUGUCGAUCGACGUAUAUAAAAGGCCUAAGCAUACCUGUAUAACUAUACCAUUUUAAUCUCUUAUAUUUAUCUUCUAGUUUAUCUUCAAUCGUCGAUAACGAUUGUACAACAAUGCAGAAGAACAACAAAACAAUGUUUUUAUGUAUGGCGUUGGUAUUAUUAUUGGCGGUGACAACCAGCAUGGGGCGAUCAAUUGGCAUGCAAGAUAUGGAUGCUGAUGAUCUUCUGAACUAUUUAAUUCGUAAACGUAAGGCUUGGUCCUUUUCAACAAGAUUUUCCUUCUAAGCACGACACACAUAUCCCUUAUAUUAAAUAGCGCACUAUUUGAAUAGAAUCAUUUUCGUCUAUUCAAAUAUUUUCCUCGAUGAAAAUAUUUGAAUAGAAUCUGGUGAUUCUAUUCAACUAUUUCCCUCCCUGGAAAGAAAAGAUUUUCACCGAAAUGGAAAUCUUUUCUUUCCAGGGAGGAAAAUAUUUGAAUAGACGAAAAUGAUUCUAUUCAACUAUUUUCCUCGAUGGAAAGAAAUGAUUUCGAGUCUAACUUGAAAUUGUUCCUUUCGAUGGAGGAAAAUAUUUGAACACGGUUUGGACAUGAAUUAUUAAUUUGUCCUGUGAGAGUAUGGCAUGUAAGCAAUUGCAUUGUGUGCUUUCAAUUGAGUGGUUCAUUUGAAUAGAUAUAGAUAUGUAUUUUUCGUGCAGCUGGUAGGCUUUAUCAUAUCUAGAAGUUUCUUUGCUUAUCUUUUGAUUGUACAAAACAUAUGAAUAAACACAAAUAGCAGAGGGAACGAUAG
Molecule: messenger RNA, 2350 nt
Organism: Rotaria sordida
Lineage: Eukaryota; Metazoa; Rotifera; Eurotatoria; Philodinida; Philodinidae
Source: the annotation of a GenBank genome assembly